Triticum turgidum subsp. durum (durum wheat) is the source of this 3873-nucleotide messenger RNA. Lineage: Eukaryota; Viridiplantae; Streptophyta; Magnoliopsida; Poales; Poaceae. The record is from the annotation of a GenBank genome assembly.
AUGAGAUUGGUUGGAGUCUCGGAGAGGGACUGGUGCGGAGGAGCGAGCCACCAGGGAUUUCAUUUCUUCGUCUCCGGAGGCCUGAGGCUGAGUGGGUGCCCCGUCGCCGUCGGCCUACGCUGCGCGCUCUUCCACUACUACUACUACUUCUCCAGCCCGCUAGUUGCCGCGGCACUGAGCGGCGGCGUCUCUUCCGGAGUGAUCAGCAGAGAAAACAGGUUAUUGUCUGCCUAUCUACCACACAGCAAGAUGUCGGUAGCCAAGAAGGACGAGGUUUGCGGUCAUCCGCUUGGGCUGCGAUUGGGUGAGCCGGCUGCUGGUGUUCCCAUUAAGAAAAGGCCGGUUUUCUUAUCCGACAAAUCAGUUCCAUCUGGAAUGACACUCUCCAUGAAGCCCCCAUCUACUCCGACGGGGAUGUCCGUCUCGGCUCUGGUGGCUGGCUUUAGCAACGAGCCUGUCUUGAAUAGAUCUAAAUCGGAUAUUCCCAGUAGAUCUUUUACUCCGUUGACGAACGAGAAGAAAGGCGUGCUACUUAAUGGCUCAAGCGAGAUCCCCUCUCGUGGAGAGAGUGGUAGACUAGGGAGUGCUGCUCCCGUUGCCAGAUCACAGAGUCACAAGUUUCUGACUUUGGAUUUACAGUUAGCGUCUCGUCAGAAUGUCAAAAUCAACUCUAAUUCCCCUGUCAAGAAAGAGAAACUAGAUCAGGGGUUUUCUAUAUUUCCUUCAGCAAGACCUCCCAAGGAUGUGCAAACAACAAGUGGCAUGGAAUCUUCUUCUAACUCUAGCUUGGGAAAACUAUCUAAUUUAGAUCUUAAUGUAUCACUGGACCCAGUUGAUCAACUUGAAGGUUUGCCUACAAUGCAGGCUGGCUUUAACAUACCCCAUCAUACAACAAUUCAGCAUCAGAAAGCACAGGUUCCCCCAGUGGCACCCUUUUCUUCAGUAAGCAGUCGGCUGAGUCUAAAUAUUGACAAUACUCUGAAACCGUCAAGUGCAUAUCAACUUCCUAAUAAGAGUGUGGCAGCUGAUGUUACCUUAGAUUUGCAACUUAAACCACCAACCAGACCAGAGCUUGGAAUAAGCUGGAAAGGCCUUGCUCCUGAUCCAGAGCUAAGCCUCUCUCUAUCUGGUAAUCACACAGAUGAGCCUAAGGGUCUGAAUGUUCCUGAUGCUAUAUUUACGUCUGAACCUGUUGAAAGAGCCAAUAAGAUCAGCCUGGAGGUUCCUGCACCAGUCUCCAAUAAAUCACCAGCUGAGAAGAUUUUGAAACCUAUGGCGUGUAAUGUAAAUCCUCACACCACCAUGCCACAAUCAGUUUCUGGAAAUGUGGAGAUAAUGCCCAGUAAUUUGGUGAAGAAAGAGCCUGGAGAACCUACACGGCGACAUAUCCAGAAAAAUGUAGAAAAGGCACCUCUGUUCGUCCAACAAAGUGUUGGACAGGCUAGCAGUAGUGCUGAAUUUGAAAAAACUGGCAACCUAAACCAAGUGUGUGGUAAAGCUGGCUUUGAUUUGUACUCUGGAAAGUUUCCAAAUGGUAGUGGUGUCCGCAAUGGAUUGGAGGUAGUGACUGAUAGUGUUCCUGCACAAACUGACAAGUUGUGUGGUGUUGCUUGCACUGAGAAAUUUAUCAAGCGUGAAGAAGUGACAACUGCCAUCCCAAGCCCUGUGAUUGCAACAGUAAGUGGUCAGUCUGAGUCAUUAAUUGCUAAAUCACUGCAUUUGGAAGGUAAUGUUGCCAGCCCUGUUGCUGGAUUAUGUGAACCAGCUAGUCAACCCACCAUUUCUGCUUCGGGACCUGCAAGCUGUAAUCCUGUUAAAGCUACUAUUGAUUGUAAACCAGCAGUUAAUCAGAUUCAUGCUCACAAAAAUGUGGCCCGGAAGCCUUGUGAUGUAUCCCGAAGUUCCUCCAACCCUACAGCUGAACCUCUGGUUUUCAAUUCUCUGCACCGUGCUGUACUUGAUGGUAUGUCCCAAGGAAGUGCUUCAAUGGACUUUUCAGAGGAUGGUGAUAAUGCUGUUUCACAGCUGCCUACUACCAAUAAGCCUCGUGUUGAGUCAUUGGGUAAUAGUCAAAUUACUGAGGUUAAUAACUUAAUCACAGAGCCGCGGAAAGAAGGUGAUAGUAAUAUGCAUCAUGACUGUUUGUCCGUGACAAAUAAGGUUCACAUUCAGGGCACUGAUGAUGUGAAGCGUGUUAAUACGCCAGAUGUCAUUGCCACCCAUUCAGGUGAGGAGGAGCAUGAAAGUGAGGUUUCUGUUAAUGGGAAAGCCAAAGACAAACAAUUGUUGACAUCUGAUAAGAAUUCCCCACUGACUAAUACUGACAUUACCAUGGAAGAUGUUAAGAUUUCCGCAGGUGCCAGUUCAGCAGAUCUUACAAGAUCACCUAUUUUGGGAGCUUCAGGUUCCCAUAAAAUAGAUUCUACGAGGCAAUCUCCCAAGACAUCUGAUAACACUGUCGAGAAGUGUAGAAUCCCAGUGAUAAAAUCUGAAAGGAGUCAGUCUCCUGAUGGUAAACAAGCUGCUAAUUGUAGCGAGGAUAAUACAAAAAUUGCUGCUGUAAAGAGUGAGCAUGGGACAGAAAAGGAAGAGAUUGCUAGAGGCUCUAAUUUACAGCCAAACGAUCCAGUUUUGGGUGAAGAUUCACUUGUUGACAGAGCUUCGACCAGUCAACUACAUAAUGAAUCUACAGAGGUAAAAUCGACAGGUGAAAGAUCAGAACACGAAAAAUCCAAACCUGACUCUUGCAUGACAUCUUCUGUACAGAAUGAAAAAGAUGGACAGGUUAAUGGGUCGCAUUGGCGAGAUGUGGCAAAUGCUUAUGUUAAUAGGAAUGAAAGAUGGGAGAGGUUCAUGCAGUCUGAGCGAGAGAACAAUAGAGAGUUCCAUGGUGGCAGAGACAUGAACAAUCAACGGAGGAUAGACCCACGUUAUCGUGGUCGUGGUGGUGGAUAUCAUGGCUAUCCAAGGAACUUCAGGGGUCCAAGAAUGAGCGAUGAGUCUGAAAUUGACUUCGAAGAUGAACCUAUUGUUGGCAGAAGGAGGCCACAUGAAAAUGACUACGGGCACUUGCACCGAACUCAGCAUAGGCGGCUGCGUUCACCACUGCAUCAGAUGCCUGGCUGCCUCAUGAGAGAAAUGGAGCAUGACAGAUUUUCUGGGAGAGAGAUUAUGGACCCUAGGCUGUUGGAUCACGGGCAGAUGGAUGAUGUCCCAGAUGACAUGAUGGAACAGAGGUUUUUCAUGCCCCAUCCUCAUUCACAGCACACUCUAGGUGAUCAUGCAUUUAUCCACAGGGACAGGAGUCAUUCACCUGGUCAAAGAAGGGGCGCCCCCGUGCAUUUCCACCGGGGACGGUCCCCUGAAACCAUGCACAGAUCACCACCACUAAACAGAAGUGACAGACCAUACUUACCUCAUCAACGCCACAUACGACGCCGUGGUUCUCCAUUCGACCGAGUAGGACAUGACGAGAGAGGUAUGCAAAGGAACAUGAAGCGGUGUGGCAUGCAUCAAGGUGUGGAAGGUGAGACCUUUGAGCCACCUUUACAUCCCGCUCAACUAGCCGUGCUACAUGCAGAGGCUGAGCUUACAGAGAGAAGGAGGUUUGGGGAGAGGAGAGGGUAUCGUCGAUCCUUGGAACGGAGCCCCAUGGGCGGCGACGAGGAGAUGCUCUCAUACCACCACGGCGAUGGCGACAUCGACUUCGCCGAUGGUGAUGGCGGUCCACGGGAGCCUGAUGGCCGUGGCUUCAGGAACAGAAUGGAGCACCGAGCAAGGGGCGAGCAGGAAGACGGCUUCAGGUACCGUGGCCCUCAGGGGUGCCGUGACGGCAACCCGAAUGACAGUAGAUCGAAGAAGAGGAGGUACUGA